AGCGUCUUGCGUUGUGAUGCGCAAAAUAGUGUUGUCAAGUUCUUCAUCGGGAUACGGAUAAAUGAUGAUGGUCAUGAUGUCAAAGUUUCUUCUUCUAUCAUCUUGGUCAUUGUCUUCAUCUGCCCCAAGAGCCUCUGGACUCGCCGGCCUGCUUGGUGUCGCCGCGGAGGCUACCGCACGACCAGAAGACGUCGCAAUCGACCAUGAUGAAACGCCGCCUGAUUUUUCCUUCCACGGGCUGCAAAAGAAAGAACAGGAGGACACAAACCACAAUACCAGACCGGAGGAGGCGCAAGCCACACAACGGCUCCUGGCUACGCGCCUGCUUGGUCCGCACGAACGCAGGACCGUAGAAGAAUCUUCGGAGCAGGAGAAACAACACGGGCAGCCCUUCGAAAAUGCGGUAUCCUUCAUCUCGGGGGCUGCUCCCCUCGAAGAGUUUCUUGAGAUCGACAGGCGUGGCUACGACAGCAACUACGAGUACGAGCCGCCGUCCCUGCCUCACGACGGAGCACUAACGCGCGCGACCUCGGCGUCCGGUAUCGCACCCGAUCGACAUGUUGGAGUUGGACGGCCCUCGGCGUUGCUGGUGGUCGGGCAGGAACAGCCGCCGAAAACUAAGAACGACGUCAAGGACGAGCCUUCAGUGCAGCAGCAGUUGGGCGAACUGGGAGCCGACAUGGCAACGCUGCGGGCGAUGGUGGAAGGGCUAGCAGAGGAAAACAAGGAGCUACGCGCCAACCUCACAAGACAAGGGACGGCCCUGCGCGUGAAGACCGAACAGGGGAUCCAGGGUGUGCGCGACUUGCUGGCGUUGUCGGAAGUACUAACGCAGUGGAUCCUGACCUACCUCCUGGCUCUCGCACGGCUCGAGUACACGACAACUGCAGUGUUUCUCCUUGGCGGCUACCUCGCGGUCCUGGUUGGGAUCUUUCUACCCACCCGCCUCGUUUUCUUUCCGCUGGAGUACCAGGUAUCAAAUGUAAAAAUGUCUGGGUCUGGAAGAAUGCAACUUGUGAUGCUAACUUUGGACUCUAAAAAAAUCUGUAUUGCAUGACCAGCAAGAGGUGCCCAGUUUGUGCUACGCGGGGAGGGCAUUUGUCAUGCGGGAUAGGCAUCAGGAACGCCUCUAGAAAUAUGUGAUGCUAGGUCAUGCAUUACAGACAUCCUGAGUCAUGCAAAAUAUGCUGUGACUCUGUAUGCAAAAUAUCCUCCGUAGCCAUUUUGGCUCAAGACUUUGUCUUGUUGCCUGAGAUCCAUCAAUGUAGAACAGGGGGAGCUAUGCCGUAGAGUAGGACCAUUCUGUUGCUCAUCUCCUAAAUUGUUUUACUACCACUGACGCCACGUCGGUACCUCCCCCGACUCCCUGCAGUGGAGUUUCGAAAGGAAAGUAGAUAAACGCCCGUACGUGGCGGGUCCUCUGUGCCCCUUUACAGUAGUACUAGCUAGAGCAUCGGCGCCCCGAGCGUCCGUGCGCACACUGAAAACGUACAUGGCCUCUCCUCCGACGACAGCCAUCGACUUACCGUCUUGCCCACGCCCAGAAGCACGGUAAAGGACCGCCACGCCGACAAUGACUGCCGGUGGAUUGGGCAGGCGCCAUGACAAGCAUAUUAGCAUGGACCUCGGUUGUAUAAAGCACAACACGAGCGGAAAAGGGCGCUUCGUCACUGUCUUCGAUGAGAAGGCUGGUCACCACACGCGGCCCCGCACAAUCCCCAGCGUGGGUGGAGUCGGACGCUUUCGGGAAGACAUCUUCCGCGCAGGGUCCGCGCAUCAGCAGAUGCCGGGUGGCGCAUCACGGGACGCGAGCGUGCGCUGGAGCCGCGGCCAUGUGAUGGCGAUCUUCUGGGGGGAGCAAAGUAGUAUAGAGCUAUUUUUAUUGAUGUGCUUUUUGGUUUCAUCCUCCCGUUAAGUCCUUGCAUGUGAUGUAGCUUCGUUGUGUCUCCUUCUCUCUUUCAAUCAUUUGGCCGGUCUGCUACUCUGUUGUUGUGUGCACGGGGGCGGAACAUGUCCGUCCCCGCCGUUGCCUCAAUUGAAUCACAGGUGCCCGCUCUUCCUGUGGACCCUGGAAGAUGAUGUUGUCGCUCGACCAAGACUCGCCUGCGCUGUCACCACAUCUCUCCCACCCCCAGAAUCCAGGGCAGACCUGAUAGUCUGUGCGCGUAAAGUCCCUGCUGUGACUCUAGCGGCACCCCUGAUAGAGCGUGUUUGGAUUCUGGGCAUUGAUUUGCGCACAGGACUGGCCCAGCAACGCAGGCCAGGGCGGGACCAUAGGAGCUUCGCGAGGCGGCGCGGGUACUCCUAAAUGGCUUACGGUAGUGGAGUCGGCGGGCUGCUGGACGUAUCUUGAGUUCCCCGCCCCAGAUGCGUAUGCGAGCGCGCGCGGCAUUUCCAGCUCCCUCGUUCGAGGUAGUAGCCAUGUCUGGGUUCCCCACGAGGACGAGAUACGAGUGGAAGCCAGUGCCGACCAACAUGAACGCGCGGCGACGGAUCCCGCAAGCGAGAUGAUGGGCGUUGCUCACCGCCUUCGGUGUUGGCGACGUGUCUGGAUGCUGGAUGUCCUAUGUCUACCCCUCUCGUGGCCGUUCUGGUGCGCCUUCUCAUGUGAGGUCGUUGACAUGGCUUGGUGGGAAAUUCCCGUUGCGCGAGGCUCUUGCCUUGCCCUCUGUCUUCGUCCCCAGUGGCGUUGCGACAGUAGAAGCGUCUGUUGUGGCCGUCGGAGCUUGCUCUGGGUCUUGCGGCUCCUCUUGUCUUCGGUGGAGUACCUGAGUGGCUUCUGCUGCUGCCUCCGUUGACUUUUGGCUGCUGCUUGACUGGCGGUUGGGAACACUUCAGGCGUCUUUGUGCUGCGCUUCUGCUGCGUGGUCCCCAGUUUUCCCCGGGUCCGGAACUCUGGGUUACCUUGGUCGAGUUGGUGUCACUGUCGGUUCACCUAUGUCCCUGCCUUUCUGUUCUUGCCACUGGGAACAGUCUGCGCGUUUCUUUCGUCAGCGGCUUCCUGGCGCUGAAGCUCGUUGACGAUUGUUUCGGGAGGUUCCUAACGGCCCCUGAGGACAUUGCCUCGUUGCUGACCAGGCCGAACUUAGAGGUCGGCUUCGGGAAGGCUACCCGGAGUUGAGUCUGUUUCGGCAGGUCUCUUGUGAAUGCGAGGGCAGUGGUUGGCUGAGGUUGUUGGAGCGUUCCAUAGUGUCGCUCCAGAUCAUUUUUUUGAUCCUUCUCCAACUUCCUCAUUUCCUGUGUGGUCUAAUGCAGAUUGCAGAUCACAACACAGGGCCACCCUCGUAUCUCACCUCCAGGGGGGGGCGCGCGGACCUCGCUUGCCAUUUCGUUUGGUCUCGCGAAAGUUCCAGCUCCCAUCAUUAAGACGUGACUUCACAUCAUUAAGACGGGUACCUGGAAGGAGGCACUGGAGUCGGGCCGCGGCGCGGACGUAAUCUGUGACGUGUGAAGUUAUGAGCGGAUGUUAUAGAUAGGCAGCCUGUCAUGCUUUUUUUUUUUAACUUUUAGAUGCGCUCGUCGCUGAUAUUCCUGGUCAUGACCAUGCUGAGCAGCCCCUAUGUGUCAUCAUCUGUAUCUCUACUUCCAUUCUGUCCUCUCCUUUUUCUCGUUUGCAUGUUGCCUCGCGACCUUCUCUUCCUUCCUGGAUGACUUGACUUUCGGUGGUGGUGACUUUCUAGGUUCUCCUGCUUGUAUGACCUGGGCCUUUUGCAUUUUCUGUCAUCCACCCCUGCCCUUCCGGGUUGUCUCGGUGAUCUCUCUUUGGCUGGUCGCUUUGUAUCCGGGUGUUCUCCAGGGGUUCUUGAUGCUCAUCUGUGUGAUGCGACGCAUUCCUCCUUAUUGUGAUAUGCAUGACAGGCUGCCUCUACUGUGCAUUUGCUCUGAUUCACAUUCCAUAAGUUCCCUAAGCGUCCAGUAAAUUGGUGCUCCGACUCGGAUACCGCCGCUGCAGAUCCACAACCGGCCGACCCACAUGCCGGGCCGCUGGUCGGACUUGCCCUACCGCACUGAAAGCCCAACACCGCUGUCACGUCUUGGUUUGUCACGCACGCGGGACCGUCGUCAUUUACGAGUUGGCUAUGGUGUUAGCCUGGACCUGGAUCUCGUGAACGCCAAGCUCCUAGGUCUCCUGGCUCGACCUCGCCCGCCACGAACACGGUUUUACGCGAUGCAAAUAGCGACUUGUGCCCGAUGGUGUAUGACUUUUGGUGUUGCGUCUGUGGUGCCGCUGUUGACCCGGCCGCUAUCGAGCCGUCCGAGCGCCAGCAUCUAUCACAUCGUCCUCGGAGUCGCAUCUGCCGCUGUACUUCGACGCCGGGGGCUCGACGGACCCACCCCCCUACAAUUAUCCUGUCUCCAAAAGUAAAAGUUCAAAAGGAAAAAGUUAAAAGUUUAAAAAAUUACACUUGCGUCGUAAUCUUACAAUAUCAUAUCGCGAUCUGUAGCGGUUUUAAAGGUUUUCACUUUGUCAAAACCGUUAUUCUGGCUUUUAGCCGUGUAUUUUGCUACUACCAUAAUUUUUACAUAUAUGCACUGGCAGCCACAUUACUCACUCGCUGACGGGCCGCACCCGGAUGCAUCAAGUUUUUUUUGCUAUCUCUAGGCGGGUGCAGUGGUGGUUUCGGUCGGGCCGCACCCAAGGACUCCACCCACUCACCGCGCGCGUGUCUGCUUCCUUUUGGCUGCAUAUAAGAAAUAAAUAAGUCCACCUAUUUCAAGGGGCCGCGCCCCGCUUUUUAUGCCCGGCACCGUUCCUGACACACAGCGUGCUCCAUGAGGCGGGUGCAUAGAUGGGCCCUUAGAUCCGGCGACACUCAUGUGGACAUACUUAUGCUUCAUGAUGACAAGUAAAAAAUCCAUUUUACAGCUACCGCUUCGCUUUGCAAACACCGCAAUCGAGGUAGUGCUGACCUGUUUUGUACCGUAAUACGCAAUUGUCUGACAAUUCAAAAAAACAAAAUUAUUUCAUCUUCUCGUCGCCAUCAUAAGUACCUUGAGGUGCCGCACACCUCUAUCUCUAGUUUCUUGUUGAUUACUUCUCGCUCGUUCGGUCGCGCAUGUGCGGUGCAGCCCGCUCAGUGUUUUUUGUUUUUCAUGCGACUCUGCAGCCCUCACGCAUAAAUUUUUGCAUGUUUCAAGUCCUUGGACUUUUAUGGGCUCACGCACAUCCGAGAUCGGGGGGGUGGGAGGGGGUCCUCAAGCCAGAAAAAACUCCCCCGAGCGGUAGUAGGGAAUUUCCAAGAGUGCAAAAUAUGCAUGACAAACCUGGUAACCUUCCAGACCCAGACAUUUUUACAUUUGAUACCAGCAGGACGUGGACGACGACCAGGAGCAUGCGCUCGCGCCGGCGGACGAGCAUCCAACCAGAGGAGAUGACGAACAACGAACGGACGACAACGACGAGGCGGGAGCGAAAAGCGCGGGAGACGAGGGCGGUACGAAAGCCGAGAAAAAGUUAUACUACGUGCUACCCUGGAAUUUUGCAUACGUGGGGACGCUGUCUUCCGUCACGCAGCGGCAGGCGAGCGGAGAAGGAAAAAUUUUCACUGCCUGCAUGGUUAUCAACGAGGUCUGCGUGCUCUUGUCCCGUUACACAAUGGUCGUGUACGAGUCCCCGUGCCGGAAUCCGUAUGGUAAUAAAGACGGGGACGAGUUCCUCUAUCUUGCGUCACCGGCUUUGGAUAGCGCUAAAAACCUUGCAAUCCGCGUCACCUGGUUGAUUCUUCCCCGAGUACUCAUGCUGAUGACCGCUGCGAUACCUUCCGCGAGCUUUGAGGACGCGCAGGAGCGGGACGACGAGACAGAAACUAGCCCACUGCCCUUGGAGGCUGUUCAGGAACAAGCGUUGCCGGACGUCGCGCCGUCGAGGAAUAUGGGCCGCGCCGAGCGGUUCUUUGCGCAACUCAAGUUCCGCACCCGAGAAGAUCGUCGAGAAAACCAGGUCUCGAUGAUGCACGAUAACCGGUCACGCAAGUACAUGCUGCAACUACAUCGGGCUGUGCUGCUCGCGAUGGCAUUGCUCUUGAUUUUCGAAACGAGGCAACUCGUGUCGGAAGAACAAAUUAGCAUUCCGCAGGUGCUGUUCGGUUAUUCACGGUCAUACUCGUCCACGCCUUCGCUGACUGGUGGCAACGGCGAACAAGAGCGAAAUAGCACGGACCCCGCUGUGGAUGCGAUGGAUCUAAUGUCUAUGGUCGAUAUGUCUAGGGGCCACGGCGUACCCGAUGCCGAUGAAUGCGGCCGCACUCCGGACGAACUCUUGCGGAAGCGGUAGGUUUAUUUCCCCCGCGUGCUUUGCCUGGUCAGCGGAUGGGUGUUCUCCCUGGUAUUUGCCGUUCUGGCGAGCGUGUUGCAGAAUUCCGCCAAGCACGAGGGUGCAGCGGCCGGCGGGCGCCUGAUUCCAAGAUCCACAAGCCUCUUGCUGCCCCGGUGUGUUUACGUGACGGAAGUGCUGGCCAUGCUUUCUGUCUUCGGUCUACCAUUCUGGCCGAUGUUUCGGGCGGCUCUAAAAGAGGACAAGUUUCAAGACGCAGACCCAGGUUCGCUCUGGACGGCCCCUCUCCGACCAAUCGGGUUGGCCGUGUCUGGUGCUUACUGGUUCGCUUGGACCGUAGCGUUGCCAAGUUGCGCUACCUAUGCGGAUUAUCUCCAGGGGUUUUACAACAGCACCGCCCCGGCCUGUGAACCAAAUAAAAAUUGGUACCAGAUGAGCUGGGCUGCCGCGCACGACCAAGGCUGGCGGAAAGAAUUCGCCGAGUGGUGGCACUAGGAGUAAAGCCUGGUCUGAGAACACAGCUCUGCAACGCUAGCUGUGUUGCCGCACCGGGACGGAAAGAAGCCCGUCGGCGCGUCGUACUCGCAGAAACAAAAAGGAUAUUUUUACAAGAUGAAAAACACCAGAGCUGCCGUGUGGUUUUCUUUGUGGCAACAGUAGCCAUUCAUGCGUAAUAGAACCGAC
Amoebophrya sp. A120 is the source of this 6958-nucleotide messenger RNA. The record is from the annotation of a GenBank genome assembly. Lineage: Eukaryota; Dinophyceae; Syndiniales; Amoebophryaceae.